Molecule: messenger RNA, 3155 nt
Organism: Oryzias latipes (Japanese medaka)
Lineage: Eukaryota; Metazoa; Chordata; Actinopteri; Beloniformes; Adrianichthyidae
Gene: capn12
Product: calpain 12
Biological process (GO): negative regulation of apoptotic process; proteolysis
Cellular component (GO): cytoplasm
Molecular function (GO): calcium-dependent cysteine-type endopeptidase activity; calcium ion binding
Source: RefSeq, a predicted model, not a curated record
UAUCUAAAAAAAUAUUCUUGUUGUGUCUUUGCAUAGAAAUACAUACACGUGUGUAAAGAUUUUAUAAUUGAUUUGAAUAAAAAGGACGCUCAGAUGGAGAAUGGGACAGUUCUUCUCAGCCUGUAUUGUUUCUCUGUUGUUUUAGGAUAAUGCAGGCCUCUCUCUAUCCCCUGACCAUUUCGCCCCAGUGAUGUGAGUGAUGUGGCAGAAAACGAGCCGGGACAAAGCCGGUUAACCAGUGGGGAGGUUGAGUGGGAUUGGUGGAGCUGCUGGUGCCGAGGUCGUGGGAUCAGAGCGGGUCAAGGAGGUGUGGGAGUGUCGGCUCGGCCCUCUGACCUUUAUCGCUGAGGCUUCCUAUAAUCCCGUCCUCAAAGGCCGUAUGAACAUAAUGUCGGUGAGCGCAUCAUUUGGCAGCAUGACUUCCAGCAACGAGACACGUGUCGGGUCACUAGAGAACCCCAUCAAGUUUCGGGACCAGGAUUAUGAAACUCUCCGGGAGCUGAGCCUCAAGUCCAAGAAGCUGUUUUCAGAUCCAACAUUCCCAGCUGAGAAGAAGUCCAUCGGUAUGCCUGAAGAUCCCAGUCCGGGAAAGGCAAUCACGUGGAAACGACCCAAGGAAAUCAGUCCGGAUGCUGUGUUUGUGGAGGGAACGACUGGGACCACUGACAUCUGUCAGGGCCAACUGGGUGACUGUUGGCUCCUGGCAGCUUUAUCGGCUCUGACCAUCCACCCAUCACUCUUUGUGAAGGUGGUGCCCUCCAACCAAAGCCUGGGUGAUCCGUAUGCAGGGAUCUUUCGCUUUAGGUUCUGGCAGUAUGGUGAGUGGGUGGAGGUGGUUGUGGAUGACAGGCUGCCAGUACGGGAAGGCCGUCUGCUCUUCAGCUACUCUAACACCCGCAAUGAGUUCUGGAGCGCUCUGGUGGAGAAGGCCUAUGCCAAGUUGGUGGGAUCCUACGCCAGCCUGAAGGGGGGUAACAUUUCAGAGGGCAUGGAGGAUUUCACAGGAGGCAUUGCACGCUCUGUUUUGGUGUCAUCUCGCACCCCUCAAGUGCUCUGGAGGUCUCUGACUGCUGCUCUGUCCAGAGGCAGCCUGCUCAGCUCAUUCAUCCAGGCUUGCAACUCCCGUGAAAUUGGGAAAGUAACAGCAGAUGGGCUGGUGAAGGGCCAUGCUUACGCCAUCACUGAAACUCACAAGGUGAAGAAAGGUUCGGAGGAGAUCUUACUGCUGAGGCUGAGGAACCCCUGGGGGUUUAUUGAAUACUCUGGACCCUGGAGUGAUAAGGGUAAUGAGUGGAAUGGCCUUGAUGCAUCAGAGAAGCAAAAAAUUGAGCUGAAAAUCAAAGAAGAUGGCGAGUUCUGGAUCAGCGCUGAUGACUUUAGCCGAAUCUUCAAUGUGGUGGAGGUCUGCAGCGUGAGUCCAGACUCUUUGGAAGAAGGGGACGCAUCUGCCAGCCCAGGAGCUUGGGUCAUUAGUGAGCACAAAGGAUCCUGGGUACCUGGGUUCUCUGCUGGUGGAAGCCGCCGAUACAACAAAUCCUUCUGGAAGAACCCACAGUUCCAGCUGGUGCUCAGAGAGCAGGACCAGGAAGAUGAGGAGGACAGUGAGGAGGAGGACGAUGAUGAUGAAGAAGACAAAAUGGACGAGGGCAGUGAGACAAUGAGCACAGAGGAGAAGAAGAAAGUUGCAAAGCAGAAGAAGAAAACAAAGCAGUGCACUGUUCUGGUGGAGCUUCUGCAGAAGAAUGGCAGGCAGAAUGAUCAGAUUAACUUCAUGUACAUUGCUUUCCACAUCUACAAGGUUCCUCUUGAGAUACAAGGCAGUUGUUUGGAAAGCAGUUUCUUUAUGAGUAACCGCCCAGUGGGUCGUUCUGGAAAAUAUAAGGCACAGAGAGGAGUGUGGAGAAAAUUGCGCCUGGAUCCCGGGAAUUACAUCAUCAUAGGAUCCACUUACCGCCCGGACAAAGCUGGAGAGUUCUUCGUUCGCAUUUUCUCCAAGAUCAAAAACACUCUCGGGACUAAUGACUUUAGCUGCACCUCCAGCUACCUACCAGUAAUGGCCAGUCCUGUUUCUCCAGAAGAUCAGAUGCGAAUUGAGAGAACUUUCAAUAAGAAAUCUGGUCCUGAUGACAGACUCAAUGCCAAAGAUAUCAUGAAGCUGUUCAACUCAGUUCUUGAUAAAAUAUACCAUCUACCACUGGAAACUGUCAGACAGCUAAUCUUUGGAAUGGAUACUAAAGGCCGAUCCACUCUCAGCCGCGAGCAGGCAGAAACUCUGAUGUCUGAUCUGCGCAGUCUGCAGUCCAUCUUUGUUCAGUACGAUGAGGACUCUUCUGGAACCAUGAGCCCCUUCGAGUUCAGCAUGGCUCUGGAAGCUGUUGGGAUGAAGUGUGAUUCCUCUGUGAUACAGCUGCUGUCGGAGCGGUUCGUGUCUGGAGAGCUUCACAUGGCCUUCCAUUGCUUUGUGUCGUGUAUCACCAGGCUUCGCAAGCUCUUUGCUCUGUAUGAAUCAGAGACAAGUGACGAGGUAAAAAACAGAGGGAUCAAUUCUUGGCUGCUUCAGUUUCUGACUGUGUGAAGACAGCGCAAAAAAUAACCCAUUACUCCACCUGCCAAGACAUGCCCGUACAUAUAAAAUGAACAACAAAAGGGUUAAAUAUUUCUUAUUUUAAUAAGUUUAUCAAGUUUUCAUUAAUUAAUUGUUUUCCCAUUUCUGAAUUUCAUUUCCCAGCUUAUCGUCUUUCUGCUUCUUCAAAAUAUUUCCUCUCAUAAAUGUAUUAAUUCUAGGUAAAUGUCUGAUAGCAGAAAUGUUUUUGCAGAGUGGUUACUUUUUAAAAUGUGUGAAGCCUCUUGAACUUUUUUUUAACCACAUUUCAUUCGUUUGAUACAUCUGAACUCAUUGUUGAAAUACUAAGGAGAUUAGCUGUAACAGCUGUAACAUUUACACAGGUUUUCAAUAAAAUAAUGGGUGAGAAAAAAAAAGGUUUCUCAUAAUUUAUGUAUUUUGACAUUUAAACUGUAUUCCCAGAAUGCUCAGAAGGGGAAGUCUGUGAAAAAUGUUAACUUUAGUAUGUUGGGAAAAAAAUAAAACUAAAGUGUGUGAAAACCAAGUCAGGUGGAGAAAGACCCCUGAAUAAACCUGGACUACGUCAGACUAA